Messenger RNA from Aspergillus ochraceoroseus IBT 24754, 693 nucleotides. Its product is annotated as UbiX family flavin prenyltransferase. The record is from RefSeq and is a predicted model, not a curated record. The transcript has a single exon. NCBI's taxonomy places the organism in Eukaryota, Fungi, Ascomycota, Eurotiomycetes, Eurotiales, Aspergillaceae. Gene Ontology annotation, molecular function: carboxy-lyase activity. The annotation marks the transcript as partial.
GGAACCAUCAGUCCACAGUCCAUGCGGCACUCCCCAGAUUUAGAAUCUGACAACAUGCAGACAGCCGUCAACAGUCCCGCCUGCACGGACACCGCAGGGUAUACCGGGCCAUCUAUCCCCCAACGCAAAAGAAUCGUUGUUGCAAUGACAGGCGCCACCGGAGCCCUCAUGGGAAUCAAAGUUCUCAUUGCUCUACGGCGACUGAAUAUCGAAACACACCUGGUCAUGAGUAAAUGGGCAGAGGCGACAGUCAAAUACGAGACAGACUACCACCCAUCAAACGUGAAGGCGUUGGCAGACUACAGCUACAAUGCCAACGAUAUGGCCGCGCCGGUUUCCAGCGGUUCGUUCCGAACAGACGGCAUGAUCGUGGUACCCUGUAGUAUGAAAACACUGGCGGCCAUCCACUGCGGGUUCUGCGACGAUCUGAUCUCCCGAGCCGCCGAUGUAAUGCUCAAGGAAAGGAGGAAACUGGUUCUCGUCGCUCGUGAAACGCCCCUGAGCGAAAUUCAUCUUCGGAAUAUGCUGGAGGUGACGCGAGCCGGGGCGAUUAUCUUUCCGCCUGUACCGGCCUACUAUAUCAAGCCGGCAACGGUGGAGGACUUGGUGGAUCAGAGUGUGGGGAGGGUGUUGGAUUUGUUUGAUCUCGAUACCAAGGAUUUUGAGAGGUGGAAUGGCUGGAAGAAGGCGUGA